Molecule: messenger RNA, 768 nt
Organism: Acomys russatus (golden spiny mouse)
Lineage: Eukaryota; Metazoa; Chordata; Mammalia; Rodentia; Muridae
Gene: Rras
Product: RAS related
Exons: 6
Coding region: 41-697 (218 amino acids)
Biological process (GO): signal transduction
Cellular component (GO): plasma membrane
Molecular function (GO): GTPase activity; GTP binding; GDP binding
Source: RefSeq, a predicted model, not a curated record
CCCCCUAGGCGGUAGCGGCGGCAGCAACAGCGGUGGCGACAUGAGCAGCGGGGCGGCGUCCGGGACUGGGCGGGGACGGCCCCGGGGCGGGGGGCCGGGACCCAGGGACCCCCCGCCCGGCGAGACUCACAAGCUGGUGGUCGUGGGCGGCGGCGGCGUGGGCAAGAGCGCACUGACCAUCCAGUUUAUCCAGUCCUACUUUGUGUCUGACUAUGACCCCACCAUUGAGGAUUCCUACACAAAGAUGUGCACGGUGGAUGACGUCCCUGCGCGGCUGGACAUCCUAGACACCGCAGGACAAGAGGAGUUUGGCGCCAUGAGGGAGCAGUACAUGCGAGCUGGCAACGGCUUCCUGCUGGUGUUUGCCAUUAACGACCGGCAGAGUUUCAAUGAGGUAGGCAAGCUCUUCACCCAGAUCCUCAGGGUCAAGGACCGCGACGAUUUCCCCAUUGUGCUGGUUGGGAACAAGGCAGAUCUGGAGACGCAGCGCCAGGUCCUCCGAUCUGAAGCAUCCUCCUUCAGCGCUUCCCACCACAUGCCUUACUUCGAGGCGUCGGCCAAACUGCGCCUGAAUGUGGACGAGGCAUUUCAGCAGCUGGUGCGGACUGUCCGGAAGUACCAGGAGCAAGAACUCCCGCCUAGCCCACCCAGCGCUCCCAGGAAGAAGGAUCGUGGGUGCCCCUGCGUCCUGCUGUAGCCAGGUAGCCCCAAGUGACCAGCACAAGCCCCCACGACCAGCUGCCUUGUACUUGCUGUGUGGCCUGAGGC